AUCGGGGCAAUCAGUCAGCAUUUGAAAGAACGAUCGCAUUCUUUUAGUCUUUAAAUCUUAUGAUGAGUAAUAACUUCUCGAUAUUACUUAUUUGUCUGCUGUCUUUCUAACUUCACUAUUUCGCCAUUUCGCUAUUAAAUUCGCGCUGACAUAAAACAUUGCGGGCUAUUUCUCGAAGCGACAUCUAAAUUGGUUGCUGACACACUACGAUUUACUACCUAUCCUCCCGCCUCUUAACUCCACAAUCUACAGCGGCUACUUGAUUCGCAUCAUUCCAUAUAGAAUCAAGCAAUAAUCGAUCCCGUAGCGACUUACUUCUACGCCGAUUAGGGUGUGACAGGACUAUAAUAUCCCUCAUUUUUUUCAUACCAAGCGAUUUGCCCAUCAUGCCUUCCGCACUUGUUGAUCAUAAUCGAUUCGACUCUAUACCGGACGCGAUUGCUGCUUUCCGAAAUGGCGAAUUCAUAGUUGUUAUGGACGAUGAAGGCCGCGAAAACGAAGGCGACCUAAUCAUUUCUGCCGAGAAUAUAACGACCGAGCAAAUGGCUUUCAUGAUCCGACACUCGUCAGGAUACGUCUGUGCUCCCAUAACACCCGCCCUUACCGAAUCUCUUAAGUUACCUCAGAUGGUCGAAAACAGCGAAGAUCCCCGCGGCACCGCUUAUACUAUAACCAUUGACGCCGCCGACCCCGCCGUGACAACCGGAAUUAGCGCCCACGAUCGCGCUCUAACUGUCCGACAUCUCGCGAAUCCUAAUUCUACCCCCACCACCUUCCGACGGCCAGGACAUGUGCUUCCGUUACGUGCGCGACCAGGCGGAGUUAGGGUUCGGCCGGGUCACACCGAGGCUGGUGUAGACUUUUGUAGGCUGGCAGGAAAACCUGAAGUUGCCGUCAUCUGCGAGAUCGUUGAAGACGGCGAGGAGGUUAGCGGACAAGCCAUACGGGAAGGACCUGGCAUGAUGAGAGGUGAUGGAUGCAUUGCGUUCGCAAGAAAAUGGGGAAUCAAGGUCUGCACGAUCGCAGAUCUUGUCGCCUACUUAGAGAAGACCGACGGUAAACCCGACACAAACGGAAGUUCGUAAUAUCUCGAUAACACAUGACGAAACAUCCUCGGACAUAACUAGGACUUACACCGCUUAAGGCGAAGGAUAAGUAAGCAUCCAUAAACGAAAGGACGGAACGCUAGCUGCGAGGCUGGUGGGGAGGCAUUUCAUUGACUCAUACUGGGUUUGCAUAGACAAAAUGGGGCCAUCAUCAUAAAGUCACAUCUCUGCACAUAUCACAUUGUAUUAUACAUCUUGGCAUGGAUCUGACAUCCGAACUAGAAUAAACCUAUCAACAUCCUUCCCGAUUUUAAGAUCUACCAUAGGCGUG
Messenger RNA from Annulohypoxylon maeteangense, 1377 nucleotides. RefSeq names its product 3,4-dihydroxy-2-butanone 4-phosphate synthase. The transcript has 2 exons. NCBI's taxonomy places the organism in Eukaryota, Fungi, Ascomycota, Sordariomycetes, Xylariales, Hypoxylaceae. The record is from RefSeq and is a predicted model, not a curated record. The coding region runs from base 387 to 1085 and encodes 232 amino acids. Gene Ontology annotation, molecular function: 3,4-dihydroxy-2-butanone-4-phosphate synthase activity. Gene Ontology annotation, cellular component: cytosol; mitochondrial intermembrane space. Gene Ontology annotation, biological process: aerobic respiration; riboflavin biosynthetic process.